Molecule: messenger RNA, 2992 nt
Organism: Erigeron canadensis
Lineage: Eukaryota; Viridiplantae; Streptophyta; Magnoliopsida; Asterales; Asteraceae
Product: pre-mRNA-splicing factor SYF1
Exons: 5
Coding region: 80-2794 (904 amino acids)
Biological process (GO): mRNA splicing, via spliceosome; generation of catalytic spliceosome for first transesterification step
Cellular component (GO): Prp19 complex; U2-type catalytic step 2 spliceosome; post-mRNA release spliceosomal complex
Molecular function (GO): protein binding
Source: RefSeq, a predicted model, not a curated record
AAAUCAAAAUAAAUCAAAAUAAAUCACACACACACACACAAUCAAAUCAAUUCCAACUUCAGUUUCGAUUCCAAUAUCAAUGUCAACAAUUCCUUCCGAUUUAUAUCCGUCACAAGAUGACCUUCUGUACGAAGAAGAACUUCUCCGAAAUCCAUUCAGUCUAAAACUAUGGUGGCGAUAUUUAAUCGCCCGAACCGACGCGCCGUUCAAAAAACGGUCCGUUAUUUACGAACGAGCACUAAAAGCAUUACCAGGAAGCUACAAACUCUGGCACGCGUAUCUCCGAGAACGACUCGAAUUGGUACGUAAUUUACCCGUUUCGUAUCCGCAAUAUCAGGCUUUAAAUAAUACAUUUGAACGUGCCUUAGUUACUAUGCAUAAAAUGCCUAGAAUUUGGAUUAUGUAUUUGACUAGUUUGACUGAACAAAAGCUAGUUACUAGGACACGUAAAGCGUUUGAUAGGGCGUUAUGCGCGUUGCCCGUUACGCAACACGAUAGGAUUUGGGAGAAGUAUUUGGUUUUUGUUAGUCAGAAAGGGGUUCCGAUUGAGACGGCGUUAAGGGUUUAUAGACGGUAUUUGAAGUAUGAUCCGGGUCAUAUUGAGGAUUUGAUUGAGUUUUUGUUGAAUUCGGAGUUGUGGCAAGAGGCUGCGGAGAGGUUGGCGGGUGUUUUGAAUGACGAUAGGUUUUAUUCGAUUAAAGGGAAGACGAAACAUAGGUUGUGGUUGGAGCUUUGUGAUUUGCUUACGCAACAUGCGAGUGAGAUUUCGGGGUUGAAUGUUGAUGCGAUUAUUAGAGGCGGGAUUAGGAAGUUUAGUGAUGAGGUGGGUCGGCUUUGGACUUCGUUGGCGGAUUAUUAUAUUAGGAGGAAGUUGUUGGAGAAGGCGAGAGAUGUAUUUGAAGAAGGGAUGACGACGGUUGUUACUGUUAGGGAUUUUAGUGUGAUUUUUGACGCGUAUUCGCAGUUUGAGGAGAGUGUGCUUGCUUUGAAGAUGGAAGGGUUGAGUGAGAGCGAGGAUGAAGAGGAAAACGGUGUUGAAGAUGAUGAUGGAGAUGAGGAAGAAGAGGAUCGGCUAAAUGUGGGAAAGUUGGAGGAGAAGCUUAAGAAAUUUUGGUUGUCAGACGAUAAAGAUGUUGAUUUGAGGAUAGCGAGAUUAGAGCAUCUUAUGGAUAGAAGGCCCGAACUCGCUAAUAGUGUUCUUCUUCGUCAAAAUCCUCAUAAUGUUGAACAGUGGCAUAGGAGAGUUAAGAUCUUUGAAGGGAAUCCAACAAAGCAGAUCUUAACAUAUACAGAAGCAGUACGAACAAUUGACCCAAUGAAAGCGGUUGGCAAACCUCAUACCUUGUGGGUUGCGUUUGCUAAAUUGUAUGAAACUCAUAAGGACAUUGCUAAUGCAAGGGUGAUUUUUGAUAAGGCUGUGCAAGUUAACUAUAAAGCUGUGGAUAAUCUUGCUAGUGUUUGGUGUGAAUGGGCAGAAAUGGAGCUCAGACACAAAAAUUUCAAGGGAGCAUUGGAACUAAUGAGGCGUGCUACAGCUGAACCAUCCGCUGAAGUGAAACGCAGAGUGGCUGCUGAUGGCAAUGAACCAGUACAAAUAAAGUUGCACAAAUCGCUAAGGCUUUGGACUUUUUAUGUGGAUUUAGAAGAGAGUCUGGGCACCUUGGAAUCCACCCGUACUGUAUAUGAGAGGAUCUUGGAUCUACGAAUUGCUACACCGCAGAUUAUUAUAAACUAUGCAAUGCUGCUAGAGGAUAACAAGUACUUUGAAGAUGCUUUUAAGGUCUAUGAAAGAGGGGUGAAGAUCUUCAAAUAUCCUCAUGUGAAGGACAUUUGGGUUACUUAUCUCUCGAAGUUUGUGAAAAGAUACGGGAAGUCCAAACUUGAAAGGUCCAGAGAGCUGUUUGAGCAUGCUGUUGAAAUGGCUCCUUCUGAAGUUGUGAAGCCCUUGUAUCUUCAAUAUGCUAAGUUGGAGGAGGAUUAUGGUCUAGCUAAACGAGCAAUGAGAGUUUAUGAUCAAGCAGCAAAAGCUGUCCCAGCUAAUGAGAAGUUGAGCAUGUAUGAAAUUUACAUAGCACGUGCAGCUGAAAUUUUUGGAGUCCCUAAAACUAGGGAGAUUUAUGAACAGGCAAUUGUUUCUGAUGGGCUUCCCGAGAAGGAUGCCAUGAAGAUGUGCAUCAAGUAUGCAGAGCUUGAGAAGAGUCUUGGAGAAAUUGAUCGUGCCCGUAAAAUAUAUGUUUAUGCAUCUUGGCUUGCGGAUCCACGCUCUGAUGGUGAUUUUUGGAAGAAGUGGCAUGAUUUUGAAGUACAACAUGGUAACGAGGAUACUUUCCGCGACAUGCUUCGUAUUAAGAGGAGUGUUUCUACUAGACAUAGCCAGACACAUGUGAUGCUCCCGGAGUUUUUAAUGCAGAAGUCAACUGUAGAUGCCGGUACCCCUGAAGAUGGAAUGGCUGCUUUAGAAAGGCAGUUGGCUCCUGCUGACCCGGAAAACCUUCCUUCCAAUGAUACUACUGCUAGAAAGCUUGGAUUUGUAAGUGCUGGUGUACAGGUAUCGCAAAAAGAAUCAGGAAUACUACAAAACCAAGAAGAGAUCGAUCUUCCGGAAGGGAGCGAUAGUGACGAAGAAGAUGGUGAUGGAAAAGUUGAGAUUGCACAGAAAGAUGUACCUGAUGCUGUGUUUGGUGGGCUUAUCAGAAAAAGAGAUGAAGAAGCAGAAAAAGAAAAAGAAAAUGGAGAUGGUGAGACCCGUCUUGGUGCACUUGAAAGAAUGAAAAGGAGGCGUCAAGGUAACUAAUAUUCUGAGGUCUGAAGCCCGUCUCAUUUUUGUUUCUUUUAACAUUUUACUCGAAAAAUUCUUUAGAAAUGUGUAAAAAACUUUAAUCUUGUUGUUUCAUGAUGUUACUAGAAAUCUUUAUGGCGUUGGAAGAGAAUAUGUACAAGAUUUUGAUAGGCAUAAUCGUCAACUAAUUUACUUGCCCACGCUUAUUAUUUC